Mercurialis annua (annual mercury) is the source of this 867-nucleotide messenger RNA. RefSeq names its product dirigent protein 18-like. The record is from RefSeq and is a predicted model, not a curated record. NCBI's taxonomy places the organism in Eukaryota, Viridiplantae, Streptophyta, Magnoliopsida, Malpighiales, Euphorbiaceae. The coding region runs from base 1 to 714 and encodes 237 amino acids. The transcript has a single exon.
AUGCUAAAAGAAACAUCAAUUUUGAUUCUACUUACAUUGGUAAUUGCUUUCGAGAAUGUUCUAGCAACCGGAAAAGAACCGAUUCUCGAGAUAUACAUGCAUGACAUUCUUGGAGGCAGUAACCCAACAGCAAGGCCAAUAACCGGCUUGCUCGGAAACAUAUACAGUGGCCAAGUUCCGUUUGCAAAACCGUUAGGGUUCCUUCCUCCACAAGGUGGAGUAGCCAUUCCAAACUCUAACGGUGCCAUUCCGACGGUUAACGGCUUAAAUGGUAUCCCACUAGGUACUGGUUUAGGUGGUGCUUCUUUUGCAUCAAAUUCCGGCAAUCCUCAAGUCCUAAUUGGACCUGACGGAUUAGGGCUCGGAUUCGGAACGAUUACAGUCAUCGACGACAUGCUAACCACUAGUCCUGAACUAGGUUCACAAUUUAUUGGCAAAGCUCAAGGUGUCUAUGUUGCGAGUUCAGCAGACGGGACUACUCAGAUGAUGGCAUUUACUGCUAUGUUCGAAGGAGGUGAAUAUGGUGAUAGCCUCAACUUCUACGGCGUGUACAGGACUGCAGGCACCUAUUCGCGCCUGUCCGUGACUGGCGGGACCGGUAAAUACAAGAAUGCUAACGGCUUUGCUGAAAUGCGAUCACUAAUACCUCCCGGUCAACGUUUUAUAAAUGGUGCUGUGACAUUGUUGAGGAUGAGUGUCUAUCUAAACCAUUAAGAUUCUGUAGAGGUCGAAGAACAGAUUCAAUGUGGUUAUGGAAUUAUAGCAUCCAAGGAAUUGUAUUUUUUUUUCUGUUAUAUAUUCUUAUUUGUCUUUGGUUUGUAUCUGUUGUAAGAAUUUUUGCAAUUAAUUAAUAUUGAAGUUCACACA